UGACUCCAGUGCAACGGGCCAUCCGCCGUCUUCAGCUGGACAGCGUCCCUGCGAGUCUUCCUUGCAGGACAACUGAAUUCCAAAAGAUCCGCCAGACAAUUUUGACCGGCAUAAGCCAGCAGCAAGGAGGAGAGUUGCUGUACAUCAGCGGACUGCCAGGCACGGGCAAAACUGCCACAGUGCGAAGUGUCCUCCGCUCGCUGCAGCAAGACAUGCAGAACAAGGCUGUUCCUGCGUUUCGCUGCAUCGAGUUGAACGCGAUGCAGCUGCAGCACCCGGACAUGGUGUUCGUUGCGGUGUACAGACAGCUCUUCGGCAGCAAACCCCUAAAUCCUCAACAAGCGUUUACAACUCUUGACAGAUAUUUUACAGGUGCAGCAGCAGCAGCAGGAGCAGCAGCAGACUACAGCUGGCAGGAGGAGACAAGCUUGCCCAAGAAAAGGUUGAAGCCCAAGCACAGCCAAAUGCCCAUCGUGUUGGUGAUAGACGAGGUGGACUGCCUCGUGAGUCCCAAGCAGCGGGUCCUUUACACUUUAUUUGAUUGGCCGUUUUGGCCUUCUUCUCGUUUGGUCCUUUUGGCCGUCGCCAACACCAUCGACUUGCCCGAGAAGAUCCUCAACUCCCGCUGCGCCUCCAGGAUCGGCUUCGGGCGUCUGACUUUUAAUCCUUACACAAGCGAGCAAAUCGAGGACAUCAUUUUGGAGCGGCUGCAGGACUGCAAAGAUCUCUUCGCGGACGCAGCAAUUAAAGUCUGCGCCAGGAAGAUUGCGAAUUUCUACGGAGACAUUCGCCGGGCGCUGCAAGUCCUCAGGUCCUAA
Messenger RNA from Eimeria tenella, 818 nucleotides. Its product is annotated as origin recognition complex 1 protein, putative. Gene Ontology annotation, biological process: mitotic DNA replication checkpoint signaling; DNA replication initiation. The record is from RefSeq and is a predicted model, not a curated record. Gene Ontology annotation, cellular component: nuclear origin of replication recognition complex. NCBI's taxonomy places the organism in Eukaryota, Apicomplexa, Conoidasida, Eucoccidiorida, Eimeriidae. Gene Ontology annotation, molecular function: DNA replication origin binding; ATP hydrolysis activity; ATP binding. The transcript is spliced from 7 exons. The annotation marks the transcript as partial.